AUGAAGGCCGUGGUGUUGUCUGGAGGGAGCGAGCUAAAACAGAACCUCAGUAAAGAUGACGAAGUUAUUUUUGGCAAGAGUUACUACAAUGCGUAUAUAACGAGAAUCUUCAAAGGUGAAAGUGCCCUCAGGAAGCUACAUGUGUUCAAAAAUGAUUCAUUGUCCUUUAAUAGACGCCAUCAUAAGGCUGUUUUAUACACGCCAUCGAAUUCUGGGACAUGUGGAGUGAAGCUAAAGAAAGGGGUCAAGUACUUGCUAAGUGCCAGCAUCACAAGAGGAAGAAUUGAGGUCAAUACGUGCGACUGGAUCGCACCCUUCCAUGAAAUUUCUAGGCAGCAAAGGAUUGGAAUUAAUGGUGGAUAUGACUGUCAAUGCCAGCUGAGGAAAUGUCCACUCGGGAGACAAUGCCGAAUUUCUGACAAUGAAUGUGAGUGGACGGGUAGGUUUGUGACAAAGUUGCGAGACCUUCAAUGUGAUUUAAAGCAUAGGAUGUGCAAGAGAUUGAAAGGGAAGUGUCUCUGGUUUGAAGAUUCUUACUAUGAACCUUGCGUCAUGCAAAACUCUAGUCAUAUACCGGCUGAUUCUGAUGAUCCUAAAUAUCCUUUAAAGAACCAACUUGUACCAUAG
Molecule: messenger RNA, 627 nt
Organism: Rhopilema esculentum
Lineage: Eukaryota; Metazoa; Cnidaria; Scyphozoa; Rhizostomeae; Rhizostomatidae
Product: metalloproteinase inhibitor 3
Biological process (GO): negative regulation of endopeptidase activity; negative regulation of membrane protein ectodomain proteolysis
Cellular component (GO): extracellular matrix
Molecular function (GO): metalloendopeptidase inhibitor activity; protease binding
Source: RefSeq, a predicted model, not a curated record